Beta vulgaris subsp. vulgaris (sugar beet) is the source of this 387-nucleotide messenger RNA. Its product is annotated as transcription factor bHLH167-like. Gene Ontology annotation, molecular function: DNA-binding transcription factor activity, RNA polymerase II-specific; RNA polymerase II transcription regulatory region sequence-specific DNA binding. The record is from RefSeq and is a predicted model, not a curated record. The coding region runs from base 1 to 387 and encodes 128 amino acids. Gene Ontology annotation, cellular component: RNA polymerase II transcription regulator complex. Gene Ontology annotation, biological process: regulation of transcription by RNA polymerase II. NCBI's taxonomy places the organism in Eukaryota, Viridiplantae, Streptophyta, Magnoliopsida, Caryophyllales, Amaranthaceae. The transcript has a single exon.
AUGCUAUCUCAAGCUGAUAAGAUAGAACAAGCAACAAAUUAUAUAGUGGAAUUGAAGGAAAGAGUAGAUAACUUAAACAAGAGAAAAGGGCAAUUGGAGAUGACAGGUAUUACUCAUGAAGCUGGGACAUCUAGUAACCAGCAAAACACAACUCUAAAUGAUGCAACAAUGGCGGAUUCGGCGUUACCUAUCAUCGACGUAAAGGACUUGGGCAGUAGUUUAGAGGUGCAACUGGUGAUGGCAUUAGAGGGUAACAUCAUGCUACAUGAAGUCAUUAGGGUUCUUGAAGAAGAAGGUGCUGAAGUUGUGAAUGCUACCUUCUCAACUUCUGGGAACAAAGUCAUUCACACUCUCCAUGCUAAGGUAUUUUGGUUUAUAUUUACAUAA